This is a messenger RNA of Triplophysa rosa, 2036 nucleotides long. Its product is annotated as galectin-3-binding protein A-like. The record is from RefSeq and is a predicted model, not a curated record. Gene Ontology annotation, cellular component: membrane. Bases 122 to 1852 code for a protein of 576 amino acids. Gene Ontology annotation, molecular function: protein binding. The transcript has 5 exons. NCBI's taxonomy places the organism in Eukaryota, Metazoa, Chordata, Actinopteri, Cypriniformes, Nemacheilidae.
ACUCGAAACUUAAUCAAACUUAAGAGCCCUGAUUUGAGCUCAUUUGGUAGAGAGUGUUUUGAUCUUUAACGCAGAAUUCGCUUUGGCUGUCGAAUCGAUUUUCUUUAGCGUGUGAGGAAUCAUGCUGAAUAUUUUAUGGCCUCUCUUGUUUCUGCAGGUUUCAGCACAGCAGUGGACUCUUUUCGAUGGGCACACGAGGCGUGCCACACGGGAGGGCAGCGUGAGGCUGGUGGGCAUUCUGUCUUCAUCUGGUCGUGUUGAGGUGUAUCAUGAUGGACAGUGGGGUACAGUUUGUGAUGAUGGAUGGAAACUGUCUGAAGCUCAGGUGGUGUGUCGUCAGCUGGGUUUCUCUGGAGCAAUAUCAGCUUCAUUGAGUCAAAAUCCUGGGUCUGGUCCAAUCUGGCUGGAUGAUGUGAACUGUAAAGGCUCUGAGAGCUCAUUGUCUGACUGUAGUUUUAAAAGCUGGGGUGUUACUGACUGCACACAUAAAGAAGAUGCGGAAGUCGUCUGUGACACCGGGAAAAAUGUGAGCUAUGAUCGUCAGUUCUCCCUGGAUAACAGCCUGGCAUUGUCUGAUGAUCUGGGUGCUCUGUUUGACAGUGAAGAUGGAUGUGAUUUCAACAUUACUGUACAUGAUGUCAGUGAAGAGGCAGAACUGAUGUUUUGUGUUCACAGUGUGAUCUUCCAUAUGUUUCCAGAGCUAAAUGUAACACAAGAAUCCAAAAACCUCACAAUGGAGGUCAGUGAAACGUGUCAUCCACACGUGUCUGCUUUUCUCAGGUACUUGUACACACGCCGGAUCGAUGUUUCCAUCACAUCAGCCCAAUGUCUCCAUCAGCUGGCUUAUAUGUUUGGAGUGAAGAAGCUUAUGGAAGAUGUUGGCAGGGUCUUUACUUUACUCAUUCCUGAAGACAACAGCUUCCAGACUCAGGUUUCAAUGUACCGGUAUGGCGUCCACACAGGUGACCUCGUUCUACAGGAGAACGUCCUUCAGUACCUUUCCUGGAACUGUGAGUUCCUCAUAGUCUCUGCGGUGUGGAACAGCCUCUCCUUUUCCAUGAUGGACGCUCUGCUGUCACGCUCAGAUCUGGUUGUGAAGGAUGAAGCGUUUCUUCUGGAUGCUCUGGAGAGCUGGAUCCAAUAUAAUGGGGAAGCAGUUAGUACUGAACAACAGGCCAGACUCCUCAAUCACAUCAGAUUCCCCAUGAUCCCUGUGGAUAAACUCUAUCAAAUACAGUUUACCUCAAGUGUUCUUCAUAAUAAUCAUGAGAAUCUGUACUUGACCGGCCUGCUCAGAGGCUUUCAGUUCAAUGCUCUGGCCUUCUCUAAGAUCAGGAAACACGUGGAUAACAGCACUGAUGAGCAUCUGCCCAGGAUCUACACCAGAGACGGCUGGAGUGUGUUCAUCAAUGCCACUGAUGUCCGUUACCCGUAUGAUCGCCGUUACCCCUAUGAUCACAGUUACCCCUAUAAUAACCGCAACUAUGGCCAAAACAACAGAAUUCAAACUCUCUCCACUCCUGUACACAGCAGUGUUGUUCUCAGAGACAAAACUGUUCAGUGGCAAGCACAGGUUUUUCUUAGUGUCCAGGAAUGCUCUAACUAUGGUAUAUCAUGUGAUUCUGUCCCUGUUGCAAGGUUCUACAAAUAUAACAACCAGUAUAAUUAUAUGAGCACCAUUCGCUACAACAACAGAUUGAUUCUCACCUGUAAAAACAAAAACAAUGUCUUUCAUGUCCAGGAUUUUAAAAAUGACAUUGCGGUCAUUCCAGUUAACAGCAGCAUGGCUCUGCCCAACCCCUGUCCUGAUGACUACACUUACAGAUUUGUAGUGCGUCCGGAGUAUAUCUGACUACACAGAUUUGGGUUUUAUUUUCAGUUCAGUCUAAUCAAUUGUCAAUCAAAUGUAUGGUAAAUGUAUUCAUUUGUAUCACUGAAUGCUGUUUUAUAAUCUGUGAUCUCAUCUUGAUGAUUUUCCCAAAUAAGUUUUUUUUUUAUUCUAAAAUGCAUCUAAAAAAAUAAAAACAUGUUUUAUG